AUGUACCCCAAGACCAAUGUUGGUAUUCUCUUUUCCGGGUUCACCUUAUUUUACCAUCCUGUCCUCGUCUACUGUCGUGAGCUCCCAAAGCAACAUGUCUGUAAGGAGGAGGAGGUUCUCUCUGACCAGCAGCUCUGUAUUCAGGAGAGGAACUCCAGUCUGGACCAAGAGGACCCAGAGCCUCCACAGAUUAAAGAGGAACAGGAGGAACCCUGCACCAGUCAGGAGGGAGAGCAGCUUGAACUGAAGCAGGAGACUGAGACCUUUGUGUUGACUCCUAGUGAUGAGGAAAGUGACCACAGUGAAGAUCAGACUCUGUACAUGAGUAGCGAUGAAAAUCAGAGCGUGGUGGAAGAAACACCUCUAGGCUACACUUCAGUUGAAAGCUCUGUAGUACCGGAACCAAACGAGGACCACCAGCUCCUCUCACACAACUCUCAUGCAGAUAAAAGCCAAGAUCAGAAAGGAGGUGAGCAUGGAUACUCUGAAUCCACUAGUAAUGCAGAGCCAAAACCGUUACUCCAGUGCGACACAUGUGCGAAAGAAUUCAAGUUUAAGUCUAAUUUUUACAGACAUCUGAAAACACACACAGGUGAGAAGCUACAUUCUUGCAACGUAUGUGGGAAACGAUUCAGUCAGAAAGCAACAUUGAAACUUCAUAUGAAGAUCCACACAGGUGAGAACAUGAAGCCAUAUUCUUGCAAAACAUGUGGAAAAGAUUUUCGACGUAAUAGUAACUUGGUGGUCCACAUGAGAACACACACAGGUGAAAAGCCAUAUUCUUGCGAAACCUGUGGAAAAGAUUUUCGACAUAGCAGUGUCUUAUUGGUUCACACGAGAAGAGCCCACAAGGGGGAGAAACCGUUCAUCUGCAAGGCCUGCGGGAACAGAUACUUAGCUGCGUUUCAAUUGGCAAGGCAUGUAAGAUGGCAUACAGACAAGUAGCCUUGUAGUUGGAAGAUACAUGGGAGCUCACUCAGUUCUUGAGUUCAUAAUUCCUGCAAAUGUUUGACCAAUUUGAUUUUUCUUUUGGUUUUAGAAUUGGUAUAUACUUCAGUAAUAUGAGUGGAUUGUGAACACAGAUGUUUAGGCUGAGAAACACUCUCUCUGUAUUGUUGAGUCAGUUAUGUUGUCAUCAUUACAAUGAGACAACUUUUCUUUUUUUGUCUACAAUGUGUCAUUUAUUUAAUAUUUUUAUGUUGUUUUGGAUUUUAUAGGUGGCACAGAAAUAAAAUUGUAGAUGGAGUGCUACAUUGU
Molecule: messenger RNA, 1257 nt
Organism: Anoplopoma fimbria (sablefish)
Lineage: Eukaryota; Metazoa; Chordata; Actinopteri; Perciformes; Anoplopomatidae
Product: zinc finger and SCAN domain-containing protein 2-like
Exons: 2
Coding region: 1-945 (314 amino acids)
Biological process (GO): regulation of DNA-templated transcription
Molecular function (GO): RNA polymerase II cis-regulatory region sequence-specific DNA binding; DNA-binding transcription factor activity, RNA polymerase II-specific
Source: RefSeq, a predicted model, not a curated record